AUGCGACGCGCGAGCAAGGCCGCCGAGAGCGCGUCCGCACGUCUCUGUGCGGACGCCGAAGCAGAAACCACAGCAACUGAUGUCUCAUCGGUUGCUGAAGCGACCCAGCCUGUGUCACUUGGUGAUGCAGGCGCUGGUCAUGAAGACACUCGUGUCUUCACAGAGUACGAGCUCGGUGUCUCGUACUCUCCUGAUACGGAUGACGGAUCCGUAUCGACGGCGAUUGAAUCCAAGCCGCCUGCCAAGCGUGGCAUGGACGAUGCUUUGCGUCGCAGCAUCUUUGGUUCAUCUGAUGAAUCAGAUGAACCAUCGCCGAAGCGAAGGCGCUCGAGGUCGCGAGACUCGGGCGCUAACAGUGGUGUCGGUUCUCCUAUGGACACCACUUCGCAACGAGGUGCCAGUACUUCUGUCGGCACAUCGCAGGAAGAGCGGGACCGCAAUGUGUUGCGUCUCGCUCCUGAGAAGAAGGCAUGGAUGCCUCCCAAAUCUUGUCGUGGAUCACUUGUCGGCGACGACGAGUGA
Peronospora matthiolae is the source of this 522-nucleotide messenger RNA. NCBI's taxonomy places the organism in Eukaryota, Oomycota, Peronosporomycetes, Peronosporales, Peronosporaceae. The record is from the annotation of a GenBank genome assembly.